Molecule: messenger RNA, 786 nt
Organism: Habropoda laboriosa
Lineage: Eukaryota; Metazoa; Arthropoda; Insecta; Hymenoptera; Apidae
Gene: Taf12
Product: transcription initiation factor TFIID subunit 12
Exons: 3
Coding region: 178-786 (202 amino acids)
Biological process (GO): RNA polymerase II preinitiation complex assembly; DNA-templated transcription initiation
Cellular component (GO): SLIK (SAGA-like) complex; SAGA complex; transcription factor TFIID complex
Molecular function (GO): protein heterodimerization activity; TBP-class protein binding; DNA binding
Source: RefSeq, a predicted model, not a curated record
UAUAAUACGACAAACGCGUAUCUAGAAAGUUAUGUCAUUAAAGAAUAUAUCGCGCUUGUGUCGCACGGUAGUUCGGUAAAUCUGCAUUGGAUGAUAACAAACAGCUAUGUUUUACAGGUUACGACUAUUUGAAUUUACUUAAAUAAAAGAAACGUAGUAAGUAAAGGAAUUAAGAAAAUGUCACAACAAACGGCACUCAUACAAACUACCAACGCCGGAUCUGACAUGACACCUGUGCUUGGUAGUUUACAAUCUAUUGGACCUAACACUCAGGCAUCAUCUACCGUGCCUAAUAUACAAAGUGGUAAUACAGUAGUACAGAUAUUACAGCCUCAGACACAAUCUCAACAGACGCAAUUUGUAUCACAACCUUCAAAACAGCAGGUAGUGCAGCAACCCUCAACACAACAACAACAGCAGCAACCGCAACAGCAACAGCAAAGUUCCUUCAAUGAUUUUCCACAGUUUUUAACUAAAACACGACUUCAAGAUCUUGUGAAAGAGGUAGAUCCCACUGAACAAUUAGAUGAAGAAGUAGAAGAAAUGCUUUUGCAGUUGGCAGAUGAUUUUGUAGAAACAACUGUAAAUGCAGCAUGUUUGUUAGCUAAGCAUCGUCAUGCAAACACUGUAGAAGUAAAAGAUGUACAAUUACACUUAGAAAGAAAUUGGAACAUGUGGAUACCUGGUUUUGGCACAGAUGAAGUACGCCCAUACAAACGUGCAACAGUUACUGAAGCACAUAAACAAAGAUUGGCACUUAUACGAAAAUCAAUCAAAAAAUAUUAG